This is a messenger RNA of Lingula anatina, 1609 nucleotides long. RefSeq lists its product as uncharacterized. The record is from RefSeq and is a predicted model, not a curated record. Lineage: Eukaryota; Metazoa; Brachiopoda; Lingulata; Lingulida; Lingulidae.
CCUUAUCAUACAGCAUGAUGGAUCCCGCGAGAUUGCGCAUGCGCACUGGAAGCAUCAUGUGUCUGCGAACUUGUGAAGCGUCAACACAGUUCUUUCGUACCUCGGUGGUUAUAUUUAUUUUUCAUAAUACUAUCGACAUAUCAACACCAAGAACUUUAUAUUUUAUUGCCAUUUGAUUUAUCGUUCUUUUGAAGAACGUAUUGGGAGAUUUCCUCCCUUAAGCACUGGGCGUAAGGCCUUUUUUGGUGCUACGCUAGACCAUUCGGAACUAGGUUGCCGUAAUGGCUGAUGAAAGCACAUGUAACCUAGCGUUGGCUAGCGAGAAAGAGAGCUCUAAGAAGAAGGAGCAUUCUUCCAAGUCUUCAGAUGGACAUGCAAGCAGCUCAAAAAGCCAUUCACAUGGCAGUAGCUCUCAUAAAAGCAGCAAAAGCAGCGAAAAAGCUAUGGAAAAGACUUUAAAGUCUAUUCAAGACCAACUGAAAACCAUCACAGCAGGCCUUGCCCAUGUGACUCCCAUCGUCACCGAGCUCAAAUCUGCGUAUGAUAAUGCCCUGGCGGAGCAGGAGUAUGAUUUUUACGAGGCAGAGAAUAGAUCAUUCGAGCUCAGUGAUGGAGAGAUUGAGGAAAAUCAGAUUUCAGACGAACCUCCAUGCAAGCUUUCUAAAAUGGUAGCCGGGCACACGUCGCAUAUUAACACUCAAGAUGGCGGCGGUGCAGAGUGCAUUGACAGCUCACAGUUUGACAGUUUAGCAAAACUCGCCAACAAACCUGAACCGGACGGACCGGAAAUAAAUGCCAAACUUGCAAAAGGAGUAACAGAUCUGCUACAGCUUGGUAUGAACCAAAAUCACAGGGCCACUAAGAUGGAAAGCAUCAAAAAACCUUCAAACUGCAGCAGGCUGGAUGUGGUCAGAGUCAACCCUGGCCUGUUCCAAACGUUCUCCAAAGAAACUAAAACGGAGGAUAUUAUGUUACAAAAAGUCCAAAAGCCCCUGUUAAAGGGUUUAACACAUAUUGUAAGGCUGAAAAACGAUAUCCAUAAACUGGAGAAAACGCAAAUUGCUGACAUUCUGGAUGACGCUAUUGCAUUAAUAGCAGAUGGAUCACAUGAGCUAGACUUGAGACGGAGAGCCUUGCUUAAGCCAGGAUUAAAACCACAAUUUAAGUCUCUGGCAAGUGAAACGCAGCCUGUCACUGAUCUACUCUUUGGAGAAGAUUUAGAAAAGACUGUGGAAGAAUUGAGUAAGUCCCACAAAGUGUCAGCCACAGUAACUGUUAAUACAAGUAACAACAGGAAAAGAAAGCACUUUAGCCAGUAUAAUACUCAUCAAGAAUACUCAAAACACAAGAGGUUUCCUUUUUUAGGACAUUCUCAAGGAAACAGUGCCAAAGGAACAACCCUCAGCAGUUACAGAGGCCGGCCGAUGAAUGUGGCACACAGCAAACAAAAAUUUCACCAGGGCUCUCAGCCGAAAGGCCAAAAGAGCUAUCCCUCUUUCACUCACUGAGUGACAGUGAACAGUCUGCUGGGGAGAGUCCUGAGGAAGCUGCAGGAAGACCAUGCCCGAGCCAUCGUGAUAGUGCCACAGUGGCCAACACAGACCUGGUA